Messenger RNA from Parus major (Great Tit), 1113 nucleotides. RefSeq names its product 5-aminolevulinate synthase, erythroid-specific, mitochondrial-like. The annotation marks the transcript as partial. The transcript has 5 exons. Gene Ontology annotation, cellular component: mitochondrion. Lineage: Eukaryota; Metazoa; Chordata; Aves; Passeriformes; Paridae. The record is from RefSeq and is a predicted model, not a curated record. Gene Ontology annotation, molecular function: pyridoxal phosphate binding; 5-aminolevulinate synthase activity. Gene Ontology annotation, biological process: heme biosynthetic process; erythrocyte development; hemoglobin biosynthetic process.
GCCCUGUCCCCCCCAGGUGACCCCCCCGAGGGGUCCCACUGCCCCUUCAUCGCUCUGGAGGGGGAGGAGCCCCCCUUUGUCCAGCGCGCGGCCCCCGAGCUGCAGGAGGACGUGACACCCCCCGAGCCGGAGCCCCUGGAUUGGCUGCUGGAUUUGGGGGACGCCCUCGAGGACCCCCCCGAGCGGCGGCUGGAGGAGAAUCUGCCCGAGGACGCCUUCCCGUACGAGGCGGUUUUUGGGGGGCGCCUGGCGGGGCUGCGCCGCUCCCACACCUACCGAGAGUUCACGGCCGUGGGGCGCCGGGCCCAGCACCCCCCGACCGCCUUUGUGGGGUCCCCCCCGCGCCUGAUCCAGCUCUGGUGCUCCAACGAUUACCUGGGCAUGAGCCGCCACCCCGAGGUGCUGCGGGCGGCCAGGGCGGCGCUGGCGGCUCACGGGCUCGGCGCGGGCGGCACCCGGAACAUCGCGGGCACGGCCCCGCUGCACGGGGCGCUGGAGCGGGCGCUGGCCCGGCUGCACCGGCAGCCCCGCGCCUGCCUCUUCUCCUCCUGCUUCGCCGCCAACGACACCGCGCUCGCCACGCUGGCCCGGCUGCUGCCAGGCUGCCACAUCUUCUCGGACGCGGGGAACCACGCCUCGAUGGUGCAGGGGAUCCUGCGCAGCGGGGCCCCCAAGCACAUCUUCCGCCACAACGACCCCCAGCACCUGGACGAGCUUUUGGGGCGCAGCCCCCCCGGCGUCCCCAAAAUCGUCGCCUUCGAGUCCGUCCACUCCAUGGAUGGUCAGUGCAGGGCACCCCAAAAUCCCCCAGGACACCCCAAAAGCCCCGGAGUUCCCCCCGGUUCGCCCCCAGAUCCCUCCCCGUUCCUACCAAAAUUCCCCCAAAUCCUCCCCGAUUCCGCCCAAAUCCCACUAAAUCCCCUUGUACCUCCCAAACCCUCUCGAAAUCCCCCAUUAUGGCCCCGAUUCCCCCCCAGCUCUCCCCAAUUCUCCCCUAAAUUCCUCCAAAUGCUCCGGAUCCCUCCCAAAUCCUCCCCAUAUCCCCUCAGUCCCCCCUUAAUACCCCCUAAAUCCCCCCAAAUCUGCCCAAUUUCCUCUCAAAUGCCCAAAUAU